UGAGACAAUAAAAUGUAAACAAAAAGCGAAGAAAUGUCUCAAAAGAGCUUCGCUUCCGAAGAGCCGUCGCUUCCGGCGGCCCACCUCUGCUUCCACGGUCUCAUUGAGCGCCGGGAGGCCGAGCGCCGACUCCUCGACGCCAACCAAGAGAACUGCUUUCUUGUGCGCGAAUCCAAAGCGAGUUCUUCGCCCCAGAAGUGGUUCGUGUUGUCGUUCUUCGGCCGCAAGUCAGGCGUCAAUCACUUCCGCGUUCAGCACUUCUGUCAACACUUUUACAUCGGAUCCAAAGCUUUCCCCACUUUAGACGCUUUGAUCCGUUUCUACCACUUCUCGGAUCUCUUGCGCGGCGAACGCCUGCAGAACGCCGUCGCGCCCAAAGAGCCCGUCGCCGACUCCGCGGCCGCCGCCCGCCGUCUCGUCGCAGUCCUGCCGUACGCCAAGAUUCCCGACUCCGACGAACUCUCCUUCAAAAAGGGCGACCUUUUCGUCGUCCACAACGACCUGCAGAACGGCUGGCUCUGGUGUACGAACGACCGGACGCUCGAAUCGGGACUGGUUUUCGCGGAACUCUUGGAGACAGUGGACGACAAGUGCGACGAAAACGAAACUCACGAAUGGUUUCACUCGAAGAUCACGAAAGAGGAAGCCGUCGACCGCUUGGCGAAGGCUGGCGUCGGCUCUUUCCUCGUGCGGCCGUCGGACACGCAGGCGGGCAACUACUCCCUCUUCUUCCACAUCGGACACUCUGUGCAGCGCUUCCGCAUUGAGCGCCGCGGAGACCGCUAUGUGAUGGGC
This is a messenger RNA of Oppiella nova, 795 nucleotides long. Lineage: Eukaryota; Metazoa; Arthropoda; Arachnida; Sarcoptiformes; Oppiidae. The record is from the annotation of a GenBank genome assembly.